CGAACCAUUUGUUAUCUGGGUUUUCGUCCCAAGAUCCUGGAACCGAGGAUUCGAUCUACGAUUGCUACGUCAAGGCGAAGAAGAGGGCAGGGUUCAGACCCGAGAAGUCGACUUUGCGGCAUCUGAUCAGGUACUUGGUGCAAUCCAAGAAGUGGGAUAUGAUUUUUUCGGUUUCUAGAGAUUUUAGGGAUUAUGGGGUUUGCCCUGAUAGAGAUACGUGUUGUAGAUUGGUUAGUAGUUGCGUUAGAGGUAGGAAAUUCAAAAUUGUUAGGGCUCUGCUUGAGGUUUUUGAAACGGAUGGUGAUGUUGCUGCGGCUGCUUUUGAGGCCGCUAUGAGAGGCUACAAUAAGCUUCAUAUGUUCAAGAGCACUAUCCUCGUUUUCCAGCGGUUGAAAUCGGCGAAAAUUGAAGCCGAUUCUGGAUGCUAUUGUAGGGUCAUGGAAGCUUACCUUAAACUUGGGGAUUCUCAGAGAGUUAGGGAACUGUUUGAUGAAGUUGAGAGUAGGAUAUCGGAUUUAACGCCCUUUUCGAGUAAGAUUUAUGGGAUUCUUUGCGAGUCGUUGGCGAAAUCAGGGCGUGUUUUCGAGUCGCUUGAGUUCUUCAGAGAUAUGAGAAAGAAAGGGAUUGCAGAAGACUACACCAUUUACUCUUCUUUGAUAUGCACUUUUGCUAGCAUUAGGGAAGUCAAAUUGGCUGAAGACCUUUUCAAAGAGGCCAAAAGCAAGAAUUUGUUGAGAGACCCUGCAGUUUUUCUAAAGCUAAUAUUGAUGUAUAUUCAACAAGGGUCAUUAGAGAAGGCACUUGAGGUUGUGGAAAUGAUGAAGGGCUCGAAAAUCGGAGUGUCUGACUGUAUUUUCUGCGCAAUCGUCAAUGGCUACGCUGCGAGAAGGGGCUAUAACGCAGCGGUUACGGUUUACGAGAAGCUGAUCGGCGACGGGUGUGAGCCAGGACAAGUGACGUACGCCUCAGCGAUCAACGCCUACUGCCGCGUCGGGCUGUACUCGAACGCAGAGGACAUAUUUGGAGAAAUGGAGGAAAAGGGGUUUGAGAAAUGUGUAGUAGCUUACUCUAGUUUGAUAUCAAUGUAUGGGAAAACAGGGAGGUUGAAGGAUGCAAUGAGGGUGUUGGCAAAGAUGAAAGAAAGAGGGUGUGAGCCAAAUGUUUGGAUUUACAACAUUCUGAUGGAGAUGCAUGGAAAAGCCAAAAAUUUAAAGCAAGUUGAGAAGCUAUGGAAGGAAAUGAAGCGCAGAAAGAUAGCACCUGAUAAGGUUAGCUAUACAAGUAUCAUAAGUGCUUAUGUGAAGGCAAAAGAAUUCGAGACAUGCGAGAGAUAUUACGUCGAGUUUCGGAUGAACGGGGGCGCCAUCGAUAAGGCGAUGGCGGGAAUCAUGGUCAGCGUGUUCUCGAAGACGAGUCGGGUCGAUGAGCUGGUGAAGCUUCUGAGGGAGAUGAACUUAGAAGGAACAAGGUUGGAUGGGAGGCUGUAUAGGUCAGCCUUGAAUGCUUUGAUGGAUGCUGGGUUGCAAUUGCAGGCCAAAUGGUUGCAAGAUCAUUAUGCAGCAAAAUCAGGCUUUGUUUAAACAUGGCAUAAGCAUAAGAGUGAACAAAAUUAUCAUAAACCCAUGUGAAUGUGAUUGGUUAUUGUAAGUAA
Molecule: messenger RNA, 1651 nt
Organism: Momordica charantia (bitter melon)
Lineage: Eukaryota; Viridiplantae; Streptophyta; Magnoliopsida; Cucurbitales; Cucurbitaceae
Product: Pentatricopeptide repeat (PPR-like) superfamily protein
Molecular function (GO): protein binding
Source: RefSeq, a predicted model, not a curated record